Nannizzia gypsea CBS 118893 is the source of this 1413-nucleotide messenger RNA. RefSeq lists its product as hypothetical. The transcript has 9 exons. NCBI's taxonomy places the organism in Eukaryota, Fungi, Ascomycota, Eurotiomycetes, Onygenales, Arthrodermataceae. Gene Ontology annotation, molecular function: monooxygenase activity; oxidoreductase activity, acting on paired donors, with incorporation or reduction of molecular oxygen; iron ion binding. Bases 1 to 1413 code for a protein of 470 amino acids. The record is from RefSeq and is a predicted model, not a curated record.
AUGGCAAUCCCAGUACUUCCGUCGUUUUCGAAGCUGGCUUCGACUAUUGACUACCGAAGUUGGAACUGGCACUGGUACCAUGUAGUAUACCUCUUUUUGGCAUGGCAGGUAGCGCAGAUACUAUGGAAGUUCUGGUGGAAAGCACCGUCCAACGUCAUUAUUGCAGCAUACCCUACGCCGCUGGGAAGGUUUUUGACGGCACUGCAUAUGGUCUAUGCUUCAGGAACGCUCCUUGAAAAAGCGUAUGAAUCGUCUGGCGGAAAACCGUUUGCGAUUCCCAUGCUGGAUCGCUGGAUCAUUUUCGUUUCCAACACGGACACCCUCAAGCAGCUGGACCGUGAACCUGAACAUGUACUUUCACUACAGCAAGCUCUGCAUGAGCUCGCGUCCACAGGGCCAAUAUUGGGUCCUCAUCAGGUAAAAAUAGAGAACAAGGGAACGCAGAGCGAAGUCUCUCGUGUCGUGGUUGGUGUGUUGAAGAAUAAGCUCCGUUCAAAUAUUCCUUUGAUGAGUGAUACCCUUCGAGAACGAGUUAAGAGUUCAAUGGCUAUGGAGAUGUCUCCGCCAACAAACGAAGCUUGCGAGAAGAAUGAAUGGAGACCAGUUCGACUGAUGCCGGUACUCCUUCGCAUCUUCACCAGCGUAAAUCUUCUCCCUCUAGUUGGUGAGGAACAAGGUGUGUAUACGUGCUGGUUUACCUCUACCAUGUUAUCUUUCAUCGGGCCAAUUGCCAUGGGCUGGGGUGUUACAAGAACAAAAGUUUACGAACUCCUGUUGUGGCACACUACUAAAGCCCUUGAGGACAAGGAGCUAGGCAAAGAAAAGCAGGUUGUUCAGUUCUGCAUACACAGACUGUGUACGCAUGGGGAGUACACAGACAGGCUCAGAAAAGAAGCUCUAGAAUGCGAGAAUCUGUCCUUUGGCUCUAUGAACCGGGAGAUGCCUUAUCUCGACAGUUUUAUGAAGGAGACUUCUCGUCUGAGCCCAGGCCCAAUCGUAAGUGCGCCCCGUACAGUCAUGGUCCCGUACACCAUGGAGGACGGCUGCCACAUCCCGGCUGGACACUGGAUUGCCAUACCGCAACUCGCCCUCAUGCGAGACGAGAAAAUCUGGCCAAACGGCAAGGAAUUCGAAGGGUUCCGCUUCGUUGAUGAACAGGGUGAUGCAUCUGAGUCACGUUUUACUCACCCUAGCCACGAGUUCCCCUUCUGGGGGUCGAUAAAGCAUGCAUGCCCAGCACGCUUCUAUGUCUCCGUUGUCAUCAAAAUGGUGCUCUCACAUCUUCUUCUCGACUAUGAGUUCAAGCUCGAAAACCCAACAAUGGCCCCGUUCCUGACCUUUGGCAAGGUCAGAGUGCCCAGUCCCUUUAUGACGCUGCUGGUCAGGAAGCGCUCCGUUGCCUCAAAGGUGUAG